CAGGCCCGCGCAGUGGGUUUUCUGAAGGCUGCGGCACGAGCCGCAUGCCAACACCGGCGGUGACCUCGUGCGACCCUAUUAAUACUACAAACGACUUGGACGGAACAUAGUAGCCACGGAUCAAUCAUGAAGCUGAUUUGCGCGUGCCUCUGCCUCUCGGUCGCGGCGGGAUUGGCCCGGGCCGCCCCGGCCAACGGUUUCGUGUUCCCAGACGAGCGGCGGGAAAGAAAGUUGGAGCCUAUCAUCACACCACCGGUUUUACCGGUUCUGGAACAUUUAGAACGAGAUCCCACUACAUUGGGAAUAAGUGAUAGAGCGAAUCAAGUGAAACCGAAGUUCGGGGGAGGUUUUAACGUGAGGCCGACAGGGAAUGGAGGGCUAUCAGCUAGUAUUAGCAGCAGUGCUAGUGGUGCUGGGUUGAGUCAUUCAGCCUCACAGUCAUUUUCAUUUGGAUUUAAUGAAGGUUUCAGUACUUCCCACUCUGCCAGCCAGUCUUCAUCGUUUAAUGGAUUUGGAAGCGGAUUCAGCGGUAGCCAAGCGAGCAGCCAAGCUGCCUCCUUCAGCGGCGCGGGCGCUUCAGUUUCCGGCGCAUCAUCCUCUGCGGCUUCCCUAGGAGGCUUCGGGGGUGGCAGUCAAAGCGCUUCAUCUGCUUUUGGAUUUAACUCAUUAAAUGGCUUCCAGUCAGAGCCUACCUUCGGUGAAGGUCUCUUCGACAUCCGACAGCGAGGGCCACCCCUCCUCACCUUCCAAGACUUUAUUGGUGGACGAGGAGCCAGCGCUGCUGCAUUCAAAACGAAACCCGGCCCGAAAAGAAACAGAGACGACUUCCUCGCUGUAUUAGUAUCUAAUUAGCAUUAUAACAAUCCUAUAGAACAAUUUAUUGAUAAAGUAACAUAAUUUAAAGGUAUAACCUGUAAGGAUACCUAAUAGCUAAGCAAGCCACACAAUUCUACAGAUUUAGCCAAAAAAUAUUUAUUUCAAUUGCAUUUGGAACAAAGACUAUAGUUAAAUUAGAGCUCGUAUAAAAUGAUAUGUAAUGCGAAACUGGUAAUCAAGUGCUAAUCGAUGCUAAAACGACUUACAAUUCCUUAUUCUUAGGACGUACGUCUCUGACUUUAGCGUCAUCUUAGCAUGACAAAAAAAAACAGUGGGCAAAUAUGCUAGAAGACAUAAACAUAUUACAUAAGCAAUGCUUUCUUUUGUUUUCCAAAACAAUAAGUCUAGACGCAAACUGUCCCAACAAGGUUGCAAUUUAUUUGGAAUGCUAUGACGUCAUUAACUGUAAUAUUAUAUGGGACAAUGUAACAUUUUCCUGUGAUGAUGCAGAGCGAUAUACCAAGUAAAUAUUUAUAAUACUCAGAAUAUGUUUAGAUAUUCAUAGUUAAAUCAUAUAAAAGAUAUAGGAGAUUUUGUUCAGUUUUUACAAACCAAAUAAAAUUCUGUAUGAUCUUUGUAAAACUAAAGAAUUGCUGUAUUUUUUUGUUUAGGUGACUUAUAUUUCUCUUUAUAAAAAUUGUAUCCAAUAUGAAAUAAUUCACGUUUAGUUUUAAGAAAGUUUAGAAAAUAUACAAUCAAAUAAUUCUUGUAUAUUUUCUCUACUUCAAUAUCUAGUUGAUGAACGAGAGCAUGAUUUUUAAUACAAAUCAAUGAAUUAAUUGUUUACCUACUUGUCGUGUGUGAUGACUGAAAAUUUAUUUAUUAAAUAAAUAAUGUAGUGUAGAAUAAACAUAAUAAAAAUAUUAUCAGAAA
Colias croceus (clouded yellow) is the source of this 1749-nucleotide messenger RNA. Its product is annotated as austinoid biosynthesis cluster protein W-like. Bases 127 to 852 code for a protein of 241 amino acids. NCBI's taxonomy places the organism in Eukaryota, Metazoa, Arthropoda, Insecta, Lepidoptera, Pieridae. The record is from RefSeq and is a predicted model, not a curated record. The transcript is spliced from 3 exons.